Exaiptasia diaphana is the source of this 643-nucleotide messenger RNA. Its product is annotated as tetratricopeptide repeat protein 28. Bases 1 to 507 code for a protein of 168 amino acids. The record is from RefSeq and is a predicted model, not a curated record. Lineage: Eukaryota; Metazoa; Cnidaria; Anthozoa; Actiniaria; Aiptasiidae. The transcript has a single exon.
AUGUUUAAGAACUCGCUGCUAGAAUGGGCAGUUCAUAAAAUAACAAGAGAGACAGGCAAUACAAUUAUCCAUUUUGCUGCACAUGGUAGUAAGGAAAAUGGACAGAUUGCUCUUGCUCCUUCAAAACCUACGACGUACUCGAGUCCAGCAGAGGAGAAGGACUGCAUCUUGACCAUGAGAGAAGUUCAAGAGAUGGGAAUUCGUGCUCAACUGGUUGUCCUCAGCUGCUGCUACAGUGGUCGAGGAGACAUCAAGUCUGAAGGAGUUGUAGGAAUGACUCGAGCCUUUCUUGCUGCAGGAGCUCGUGCUGUUGUAGCGUCAUUGUGGGCCAUUGAUGAUACAGCAACAAUGUUCUUUAUGUUGAAAUUCUAUUCCCAUCUUAAGAAUGGAGAGAGUGCAAGUAAGAGUCUGCAGCAGGCAAUGAAGGACAUGAGAGAUAUAUACGAGGAACCAAUGUACUGGGCUGGAUUCUUUCUGAUUGGAGACGAUGUCACCAUCACAGUGUGAUUGAACAUUAAUUCGAUAACUCAACUACUUUCACUACGUUCACUUAGUCUUUUAAUUGUCCAAUUAUUUCUUUAUAAAGCUUACCAUAGUUGCAAGAACAUAGAUUCUUAAGGUUUCUUUCUAUCAGAAACCUGCA